GGUGUCGUAAGCUUUGAGCUAUAUCAAUUGAUUUCAGACUACUGCAGUUGUACAUAGCAGAGACAAUAACAAUCAGUCAAUCGAUUCCUUCUUGAAUUCUACUUGACCUCUCGCAAAUAGUCGAUUCAAAUUUACUCACCAGUACACAUCUUUCAAACUUAUCAUAUGGAGUCCUCAUUACACGGAGUUUGGGAAAGUGCCGUUGGCAAUCCCUUCAUCCCUACCGUUGGAAAAGACAGCCAGUUCUCCUUGGGAUUCUCAUUAUUGUGCAUCGGAGUUCUUCUUUCUGGAUUGUUUGGUCUCAACCGAUCAGCUCUCACUCUGCCACUACUUGGACUUCCUGCUUCAGCAGCCAUUGCGUUUGGCUCAGUUUAUAUGAUCUGUGCGGUUGGAGUUUAUGUUUAAGAUACCCCUCCAUCAUCGAGACGAACAUACUACGUUAUCGCAUUUUUGUACAAUAGCUGGAUGAUAUAAAAAGCAAAGGAGUUAAUACAAUUCUCACAUUUGAUUUCGCCGAUAAAAUAUUCA
Molecule: messenger RNA, 528 nt
Organism: Botrytis cinerea B05.10
Lineage: Eukaryota; Fungi; Ascomycota; Leotiomycetes; Helotiales; Sclerotiniaceae
Exons: 3
Coding region: 166-405 (79 amino acids)
Biological process (GO): protein N-linked glycosylation
Source: RefSeq, a predicted model, not a curated record